UCUUCUUAAGCAAAUAAUUGUCUUUGUAAUUGAGUUAAUUAUGAAAUCUUUUGUUGCAUAUACAGUUUGAAGCUGAUAAUAACCCAGCAGUUGAUGUAUAUUCAUAGCAGGUUUAUCAUCUGAACUGUGUAAAUGCCACAGCCUGAUAAGAAACUCAGUCGACCUGCCUUUCUUUUUUUGUUGUACAUUUCUAUUAAAAUUCAACAUCCAAGUGCAGUCACUAUUCCAUCCAUCUGUAGCAGCACUAAUGCUGGCUUCUGUACACAGUUAAGCAUUAACCGCAUAUGAUUGCAUUAAUCCCUCCACGACCCUUAGUCACUUACACAAUAUUGCUUUUAACAGCAGGACUGAGUCGUAUAUUGAAAACACACAUUACUGGUGGUGUGCAGCUGGCCAUUGUGGUCCAGGCUUUGGCCUGUUUACAGUCCAGUGAGUCCUCAUUGUUUUGCGGCUCUGUAUGGACACAGAAACAGGUGGUUUCUCUCUCAAGCGUACUGAAAAGACAAAGGACGGCUGUUGGCGUAACUGUGGUCACCUCUGUGCCCACGAGAUGACAAAUUCAUGCCGGGAAACUAGUUCAGGAGAUGGGAACAGUCACUAUGAACUAUUAUGGGCUCUUAGCAUGGUUGUCUGAUGAUCCUGUGAGAACUGCUGAUUUUCCUUGUGAAUAAAGACUCACACAUCUUCCUGCCAGAGCCUCUAGAGGACAUUUUUCCAGGCUGAUCCAACGGUAAGAUGAAACCAGAGCUGGAGGAGCAGAAUGGCUGCACACAUUAAACACCUGGAAUUGUACUUUCUUUGACAACAUCUCAUACAAUUGCCAAAGAAUUCUGGAAGGAACUCUCCUGAACUCCUACAGAACCUAGUUUAAUUUCUUUCUGUGGAUUAUAAGUAAGAGACUGCCAUCAUGCCUAUUCUCAAGCAGCUGGUAAACAACUCUAACCAGUCGAAGCGGCGGUCUCGGGCUGACCUCACCGCAGAGAUGAUUAGCGCUCCAUUGGGGGACUUCCGCCACACCAUGCAUGUUGGUAGGGGAGGAGAUGCCUUUGGGGACACGUCAUUUCUUAGCACCCGAUCAGGGGAACCUCCCAGGGAGCCGGAAACAAAGCAGGGCUCCCCAGGCCCCAAACCAGGGCUACUGUCCCGCACCUUCAGAAGCAGCAAGCGCUCUCAGUCAGUAAACCGGGGGGACAAGUAUGAGUACAACAUGAUGGGGCCUUCUGGUGGCUCGUCCAACUUUGUGAAAAACGCCAUAUCCCUUCCUUACCUAAACGAUGACGAUACUAACAGAGGACACCAACUGCCGAAGAGCGUUUCCUCAAGCCCCAUGAAGACGCUGAGGGAGACUGAAAGCAAGCCGGUAAAUGGAGCAGCAGCGAUGGCGACAUUGGAUGCAGAGUUUGACGAGCGCAAUUUCGGCGAACUUACAGAUUUGCCUCCAUCCAUGCCUAAGGGAGGCGGAAUGAGGCACGCAGAGUCUAUGAUGUCCUUCCACAUUGACUUGGGGCCAUCCAUGCUCGGGGAUAUCUUGAGUGUGAUGGAAAAGAAAGGCUGGGAGGAAGACGACCUCGGCUACGAAGAAGGCAAGGGUAGCGAGGGCCGUGCGUCACCCUCCCUCAUUCCCCACAUAGAUGAUGAUGAUGAUGUGGAGGAGCAGGCCCCUGCAAGGCCACCUCGCAGCAUGUACCAGCAGAAGGCCAUGGUGGAUCCCUACACCCCGGAGCUACACACCAGGAACAACCACCACAACCUGGAUAGCUGCUCCGUGUCCAGCUCCAGCUCAGCCACUGAGGAGAAACCUCAGUACCACAUCCAUGAUGGCGACACGGACAGUGCAAAGUACAGUUCGCCACGUGGAGAGGAUGACAAAGAUUUCACCUUCAUGGAUGAUGAUGAUGAUGAUGAUGAGAUUCGAGUGUAGGCUAAACUGGUAUCACUACCCUGAACAGUCUUGAAGGACACUAAUGGAGAAGACCAGGCGUUGGGAGGCUAACGAAAGCUGUGAAAGGCGUGAAAGGCAGGGGAGGGAUUUAGAGGCAGGGCCACAUCCACUUUAAGCUUCUUAUAGAUCAAUCUAAUCUCUCUACAUUUGUUCAACAUCAUAAAUGAAAACCAUUUAAGCCUUAUUCACUGUGCUGUAUCAAGGAGAUGUGAGCUGAGUGCAGACAGACUGGCUCACAAAGUGGAACUCUUGAAAGGUUUGGGUUCAUUGAUUGUUGCAGAUUUUUGCAAUAUCAAACUCUAAACUCAUUAUUAUUGGGAAAUUCUCCAUUUUCAAAUAAUACUGGCUCCCGUGUUCCAACCUUGUCCUUCUCAAAGGUACAUUAACAAAGAAGAAAAACCAGCAAGCCAUUGGUUAUGAGCAUCACAUUCGUUUUAAGAAGUAAAGGGUGACCGUAAGGUUAGAGAACUGUAACCCAGCUGUCACUCACAUGAAUAUCACAUUUGGAGUGUGAUGUGUGAGGUGAGGAGAAUGAUAUGCGAGGUCACAGGAGGAAGAGGGAAAGAACAGGAAGUGAAACUCAGAUAGCUUUGUAAUCACUGUGUGUGGGAGUGAUCUUGGAGCUUCAAAUGCCAAUGACAGUUUUGGCAUAGACACUAAAUAUAUAAAGUAGUUGUUACUUUUGUCCAUGUCUGACUUAAAGGGUAUAUUUCUGCUAUUGUUUUUAAUUUUUUUUUUUUUUUUACUUUUUUAUGUAAGUUGGUCUACUGUUGUAGAGCCUGUUGUGUUUGAGUUUGGUAGUUUUUGCCGCUGUCUCUCUUUGGAAAAGUCUUAAUUCUUUAAAUUCACAGACAGCUGUGGUAUUUAUUCAUUAAUUUUCAUAAAGGAUGGGUCAUCUUAAUCUGCACUGCUAGGUCUUAAAUUUUUUGAUUUUGGGUUUUUUCUGAGAAGUUUAAUUUCUUAUAAAAACUUCUUAAUGGUACCACAGAGUGAGCCAGCUUCUUUCUGCAGAGGUUUGCUACAUGGCACUUAAUUAUAUGACUCAAGUAGACACAAAAUUGUCUAAGUCACAUCACUCCUGCUAUCACUGUCAUGGCAAGGCUGUAUUAGUUGACAAUGACCUCUGUAAAAAUGUGAAUUGUCAAAAAAAAAAGAGGCCUUUUGAAUGUGUACCUUUUUAAACAACAGGACAGAAGUGGUGAUUGUGGCUAAUUAUGUGUGUGUCGUCACAUCUCGUUCCACAUACUGUAAUUACUGAGGUUGGUAGGAUUAGCAGGUCAGCAGAGAGACAUAAAAUAAGUUUGAAAGGGAGUUGCUGCAGUAGAAAAAUGGUUAUAUCAAAAUGAAUAGUUAUGGCUCUAUCUAAAACACAUCUCCUCUCUCCAGACAUGUGUACAGGCUUGUCCCUAAGGGCAGAGAAGGGAUGUAAAAUUGUAUACUAAGUGUUAUUAGAGCACAGCUACUUUAUAGAUGGACAUCAGAUAUGUCUCAGGGCAGUGAGAGUGGCAGAUAUUUCCUGAACCCACAAGUGAUAAUAUUCACCUCCUCUACACAACCCAAAUCACACAGUAAGAACAGAUGAUUAAAUCAACCAAUCAUCUGGCUUUUCCCAGUCUACUCAUUAAAUGUGCUGGAUUAUUGGCCCCCAACCAGCUGGAACUGCUCCAGGAACAGCAGGGUCAGGAACAGACAGGUGGGCUUUGGCUUUUGUGUUUAGUUGGUUUUACAAUGCUGGCUCACUCAGUAGGCUCCUCCAGAUUACUUUCAGUCAUAAAUAAGGCAGAAAGAGAUGGACUUUCCUUUCCAGUAUCCAUGAUUAAUGUCUGACCUUUUUUUUAAUUUUGCAUUUGUGCCCACGUUUGACAAAUGGGAGCUUUGAAUUUUCUGUUGUGGUACUGAUGCAGGGGUGUGUACAUAGAAUCAGGAUGCUGUGCCAUUCUGCCUUGGGUUAUUGUAAUGUUGUGGAACCAUGUCUACAUGAACAUGUUGCAAGAAGCUCUGAAAUUAAAGGCAAUCUGGAGGAAACUGCCAAGUAUGUUAUAACCAUAUUAUUGGGUAAUGUUAGCAGGAUGUUGGGUUUUGUUUAUUUUUCACUUAUGUGUAGAUAUGCAGUAUGAUUUGAGUCAGACCUCUUUCAUAUUUUCAUGUAAAUGUGCCAAAUUUUAAGAUGUCUUUUACGUCUAUUGAUCCAUGGUAAAAUAUGUGGAUUGUGGAUUGUUUGAGCAGCUGCAAUCCUUCAUGUGCAUCAUCAAGAAAUGGACACAAAAGAACAAAAACACUCCAUAUCAGCCGUUGUUUUAAUCAAGUAAUGUAAAUAUAUUUUGUCGAUGAUUAUAGGAAACAAUCUUUGUUAUCAGCAGUGUGACUAUGUUGUAAUAGGGUGAGAACCAGAAGAAUGUUAGUGGCUUUAACACUAAAUAGCACAUUUGUAGCCAAAUUGUAUUUGCAAGUAAGAUUUAAAAUCUUACACCAAUCUGGCAACCCAGACUGGUGGAGUUUAGAAGAGGUAAAUAGAGAAUUAUGGGAAAGUAUACUAAAUUACGCUGAAAUACUUUCUUGUAAUUGUCUUAACUUUCUGCCAUUUGUCGUGUUUCUCUGUGGGAAACUCCUAAAUAGGCCAGAAUAAACCAUAUAAAAGGAAUUUGCAAAUACUUUCUGCCUCAGGUCUGCUUAAAAGUUUUCCAUGCCCUGACAGAUGUGGUUUGGUGAGUGGCAAAAAAAGAUAAGGACUGCAAAAAAACAACUGGCUCAAAGUUCAGCUGUAGAAUGUUUUCUUUUUUUUCUAUUCAGUGGCUGUAGCAUUAUGCCAAGUAUGUACUGGUUUCUUUUCCUAUUCCUUAUUCUGGUUUUACAGUAUAUUAAUAUAUUUACCUUCCUCACUUUCCUGUCUUUGAAAUAACAGCUAUAUUUUUCAAUAAAAGAGAAAGCUGGUAAUCUUUAA
Molecule: messenger RNA, 4883 nt
Organism: Siniperca chuatsi (mandarin fish)
Lineage: Eukaryota; Metazoa; Chordata; Actinopteri; Centrarchiformes; Sinipercidae
Gene: cdc42ep4b
Product: CDC42 effector protein (Rho GTPase binding) 4b
Exons: 2
Coding region: 908-1921 (337 amino acids)
Source: RefSeq, a predicted model, not a curated record